CUCAGAUGUAUACGCGCCUUUAUGUUCUCAAAGUCUAGAUCUCAAGAAGUGCUCUUGCUUCUUUUUGCUUUACAAAAAAAGAAAAAGAAUAAAAGACGUUACUGGGUGCACGACAUUAAUAAGAAAAGAGAACAGUGUGGUGAAUACCAUCGCCUCUGUAUUGAACUGCGGUCGCAUGAGGACAAAUUCUUUCAAUAUUUCCGAAUGUCAAAGGCGUGCUUCGAAGAAUUACAUGAACUAAUAAAAGUAAAUAUUGAAAAAUGCACCACGAACUGGAGGAAACCAAUUGAUACAAGACAAAGACUGGCCAUCUGUUUGAGAUAUCUGACUACAGGCGAUAGCCAUCAGUCUAUCGCUUUUUGUUUCCGAUUAGGAUGGUCCACAGUAUCCAAAAUAGUGAAAGAUGUCUGA
Molecule: messenger RNA, 411 nt
Organism: Acanthoscelides obtectus
Lineage: Eukaryota; Metazoa; Arthropoda; Insecta; Coleoptera; Chrysomelidae
Source: the annotation of a GenBank genome assembly